GCAGUCGCAUGCCGCGAAACCACGCGAACUGCCGCUCGCUACCACGCGGUAACCACCGGUACCAUAAAUAAUACGAUACUUUUAUCGUUCGAAUAAAAACUUCUUUCAAGUAGGCUGUAAGCAUGUAAACCUUUGCCUAAAUUUUUUUAAGUCAUAUCAUCUGUCAUUAAAGCGCGGGAAAAUAAAAAAAGAUGGCGGAUUUUUUACAAAAUUGUUAUUUUUAAAGAUUUUUGUUUUGUUUAAAAUGUGAAGCUUUUUUCUAAUUGUUAGUUAGUGUGUUUAUGUAAAUAUGGUGAUGUACUGGAGGAAAGUGAUUUUGGCGGCUGCCCUGUCCUCUAUUUUGGAUGUCAGCAGCGAACAAUUUGGAAAUGACGAUCACUCAAAGCAGCUACUAGAGCACCUGACUGAAUCAGAAAAAAUAUUCCUAUUUGGUGCCAACCCUAGCGAAGCACAAUUCGAAGUAGCACAUCUCAAGCAGCCAAAACGUCGUAAACGCUCACUACUAUACGACGACCAGGAUCUAGUCGGGCUGAAGAAGCACCUGGACAUCAAACUAAGUCCCAGGAACAGUUUCCUGGACCCUCAGUUCCUGUUGAUGAGAAGGUGGUCCAAUAACACUGAGCUUGUGUUGGAUCAACAUGCUGAUGAAGAAGUGGACUCGUGUUAUUAUAGGGGAGAUAAUGCAGCGCUGUAUGUUUGUGAUGAUGUGAGAGGAUUAGUCAGAUCCAACGACACUUACUACUUUAUACACCCACUGCCAGACAGAUUUCACGAUGAUCAUGCAAAAGCACAUGUCAUCGUGAAAAAACAAAUGAACGAGAACAAAGAUGAUGACGACUCAUGUAUAGAAAGAGACAAUAUAAUCGAUGACCCACAACCAGCCAACACAUGGAAGAAACAUAGAAGAAAACGAGAAGUACCAAGCAAUGUAAAUAAUAAUUUAGAAGGCUUCAAAGUUAAUUUAGCACAUAGGAAUAAAACUAUCACCGAUUUUAUACAAAAACUAUCGAAUGGAGCGCCAAGGCAACGAAGGGCGAUACUGCCAGCUGUGUUUGUGGAAACAGCAGUAUUUGUAGAUAGAGACUUAUACAAACAUAUGACUAUAAAUUUCCCAAAAGACACAGAAAGGGAAUUAGUGAGAUUCGUGCUAGCUAUGAUAAACGCAGUACAAUUGAUCUACCACGAUCCUUCUCUGGGAAGACCAGUGAAUUUCAUAUUGAAAAGACUGGAGAUUUUACACGAAGACCCAGCUAAUUUGAAAAGACCGCAUGAUAUAGACAGGUUUCUUAGCAACUUUUGCACUUGGCAAAGACUAGAGAAUCCGCCUGGUGACAAUGAUCCGUUACAUUGGGAUCAUGCACUCAUACUGACUGGAUUAGACCUGUACGUUGUCAACAAGAAUGGGAAAGUUAGCAGUCAAGUUGUGGGAUUGGCGCCAGUAGCUGGAAUGUGCACCGUCACCAGCAGCUGCACCGUCAACGAAGGACGGCACUUUGAAAGCGUCUACGUUGUCGCACAUGAAAUUGGACACAAUCUUGGUAUGCGCCACGAUGGACCUCUGGCAGACAACGGCUGUGAUCCGAGCGCGUAUAUCAUGAGCCCGACACUUGGCAGUGGCAAGAUUACCUGGUCGCAGUGCAGCAAGAAUUAUCUACAGAAGUUUCUGGACACAGUACAAUCGCGAUGUCUACUAGACCACGGAAACUCAGCCGGGCAGUUGGAUCACAGUGCUGAAGGCAUUCUACCCGGGGAACGAUUUGAUGCUGACCAACAAUGUAUGCUAAAAUAUGGACGAGGCAGUAGACAUUCGGGAGCUCAGAGCCUGGAAGACAUUUGCAGGGACCUUCACUGUCAACGUGAGAGGUACACCUGGACCUCUCAUCCAGCUUUAGAAGGAACACGUUGUGGCGAGGACAUGUACUGCAGAGGCGGUGAAUGCGUGGAACGCGAAGGGUCUACAGUAGUGAGAGGGGCGUGGGGUCGCUGGUCGGGCUGGUCGGAGUGUGCGUCGGCCUGUCUUGUGGACGACACGCACGCGCCCGCCGCUGCAGGCGUCGCUGUCGCCACUAGACGGUGCAAUAGAGCGAGACAUGAAAAGAACCACUGCGUAGGACACGACAAGAAGUACCAAUCCUGUCAUGCUCAGCAGUGCAGUAAUGUUCCGAGAAUGACGGUGCGAGAAUUUGCGGAUCAGAUCUGUUUGAGGGCACGUGAUGUGGAUCCUGAUCUUAUAGGAACUGGAUUGCAGAGGAUCGAUUCUGAUGACGUGAGCAGUGCGUGCGCGGUGUGGUGCGACACGCGCGGCGGCGGGUACAAGUCGCGCGGCUGGGCGCUGCCCGACGGCACCGCCUGCUCCACCGCCGCGCCCAUGUUCUGCAUCAGCGGCGUCUGCCAGAAAUUCACAUGCUCAUCGAACCCUGACACAGAAUUUUCGUUAAAACCAAGUGACUGUGAAUGGGAGGCCUUGAGGACUGCCACACCACCAACGACAUCGACCAAGACAUCAGGCACAUGGCGUCGCGCAGUGGGCGGGCAGUGGCGGCCCGCGUCAGGCUGCCACUACCACUGCAUCUCCCCAGGAGCUGGAGUCAGGCUCGUCACCGCCACCUCCAGGGACCGACCUCUGACCAGCAUACAGCUGUGCUCGCCUGAUAGUAGACCUGAGUCUGGUUGCACCCAAAGAAAGUCACCAUACCAAUACGCCACAAUGGUGUGUACCAAGUACAAGGAUAGAGUGAGAAGACUGUCUGGAUUGGGCAUGCAGAUAUCACCAGCUUUGGAGGAUCCGGACCGUCCGUGUCGCAUAGCGUGCCAGGACGAGCGAGUCUCCCAUCGGUUCUACCUAGUCAACGGACACGAGGGCUGGUUCCCGCUGGGAACGUCGUGUGGGAAGAGAAACGCUUCCUACUGCGUUAGCGGAAAGUGUUUGGAAUUCGGUCCGGACAACACGCCAGUGUCGGAGAUGGUGUUCACGCUGCCGCUGCUGAGCCGCGGCGGCAACGCCAGCGUGUCGUGGCGCACGUCCCGCUCCGUGUCCUCGCGACACCGGCGGCGACGGAGUCUCGGCGCGCAGCGGAUCACUGUCAAGGCCACGCUCGACCAAACACACCUCGAUGAUAUUAUUGCUAGGCUUAAUUUGACACACAAUCUGAACGACCACAUAACCUACUUCGACACGAUACCGGAGCACAUCGAGCUGGACUUCAGCAACCCGAUACACAUCGCGCCUGAAGACACACUGCUUCGGAAGAAACCUAGGCCAACGUGGGACUGAACUUUAAAUGACUAAUUAUAAGGUCCAUUUUACAACCUUAACGUAACCGACAUCGCACCUUAUAGGGUAAUUGCGAAACGAAACUUGAAGCUAUUGCAAAUGUCUCGCGGGAUUGCCCACACGACAAAGAAAUUAUAAUCAACAAACGAUAGCGCCUUUAAAACUACAGUGGCGCCAUUGUUCAGAAAUGGAAAUGCAAUAAGACUAUAAACUAGCCUUUAAUAGAUAUUUUGUUAUAUAUUAUUUAUGAUUUUGGGUACAUUUUGUCUGUUGUAUAGACUAUUGUCUUUCGAAAAAAUGGGUACGUUCUAAUGAGACCUUUUUUUUGUAUCGCGAUGGAAAUCUUCGUGGACUUCCCACGUCUUGGCUAAAACCAUUGCAGUGUUGCUCCACUGCCUGUGACCGUGACCGCUUCGAGCUAUCGCUAGCUGCAGGUCCGGCCACGAUAGCUCUGGGAGGCUGCUUCCCUUCCUGGAGUGGUGUGCGUGGAACACUACGCUAGCGCCUACUCCCGCCUGUACAGCGGACGUGUGACUAACCGCAGUCAGUCGCCCGCAGUCUCCUACGAAGGUCGUACAUCGGCUGCCACCUCACGGCGGUGACGACUGGCGGGUCUGCGGCGGGAAGUGAGAGAACUUGACUCUCUCUUCCUUUUGGCUGAAAGGCUUCCUUUGCCAAAAUAACUUGUUCACAGAAGGUCUUUCUAAUGAGACCUAAAUGAAGCCAAAUAAAACCUAGAAACUUCUCUGGAGUAAAGAAAGUUUUCUUAUCCAAGGCAUUAUUUUAUAUUCCAGUACUAUGAAAGAACAAAAUUUGUACAAAUAUACCUCUCUAUGAAUUUUGUUCCUAUGGUGCAAUUUUAGGACGUAGAUUAUAAUAGCGGCGGGAAGAGCAAACAAAAAUACACCUUAACCACAUUAGUGUUAAGUUGAAAUUCCAACGCACAAUACUGGAGUUACUUUAGGAGAUAAGCAUGUGAUGGAAUUUGAACAUUAACACAAUAACUUAAGGUACAUUUUUAUUUGUAUCUAGCCGUCGUUGAGUUGUUAAAACAAAUUAUAGUUUUAGAGUAAAUUUUGUAAAUACUUUUACUACAAUUAAUUAUUGUGAUGAAAUUUUAGUAAUUUAUUUAUACAUUAUAGACUUUUAUACCAUUGUUAUUAGGUAGGUUUUUAAGUGAAUAAAAAGAUAUUUUAUACCA
Messenger RNA from Spodoptera frugiperda (fall armyworm), 4475 nucleotides. RefSeq names its product A disintegrin and metalloproteinase with thrombospondin motifs 16 (gene stl). Gene Ontology annotation, molecular function: metalloendopeptidase activity. Gene Ontology annotation, cellular component: extracellular matrix. The record is from RefSeq and is a predicted model, not a curated record. Gene Ontology annotation, biological process: extracellular matrix organization; proteolysis. Lineage: Eukaryota; Metazoa; Arthropoda; Insecta; Lepidoptera; Noctuidae. The transcript has 18 exons. The coding region runs from base 290 to 3274 and encodes 994 amino acids.